Messenger RNA from Lactuca virosa, 1317 nucleotides. The record is from the annotation of a GenBank genome assembly. Lineage: Eukaryota; Viridiplantae; Streptophyta; Magnoliopsida; Asterales; Asteraceae.
AUGCCUUCUAAAGAAGCACCUUCAUCGCCUUUGCAACGACCAACAUACGGAAACCUAAUCACCAUCCUAAGCAUCGAUGGUGGUGGAGUACGAGGAAUCAUCCCAAGUGUUAUCCUUAGCUUCUUAGAAUCGGAACUUCAGAAACUAGAUGGCGAGAAUGCUCGGUUGGCGGAUUAUUUCGAUGUAAUCUCUGGAACAAGCACCGGAGGCCUUGUAACAGCCAUGUUGACAGCUCCUAAUGAAGAUAAACGUCCUAUCUUCGCAGCUAAGGACAUAACAGACUUUUAUCUUGAACAUUGUCCCAAAAUCUUCCCACAUGAGAGCAAUCCAUUUGGUCAUGCUGAAAAAGUGAUCAAAGCUCUAUCUGGACCAAAGUACGAUGGUGUUUAUCUACAUAAACUUGUUCAAGAAAUACUAGGAGAGACACGACUUCAUGAAACACUGACUAAUGUGGUGAUCCCCACGUUUGAUAUCAAACGUAUGCAGCCUACCAUCUUCUCAAGCUAUCAGCUGAAGAGAAACCCAAGUAUAGAUGCGAUGCUAUCUGAUAUAUGCAUCGGAACAUCGGCUGCACCAACUUAUCUUCCUUCCCAUGCUUUUAGAACCCAAGACUCUGAAGGGAAUCUAGUUGGAGAGUUCAAUCUUAUCGAUGGUGGGGUGGCUGCAAAUAAUCCGACUUUGGUGGCAAUAAGUGAAGUGACACAAGAGAUAACAGGAGGUAGUAUCGAUUUCUUUCCAAUUAAACCAACCGAAUAUGGUCGUUUUCUAGUAUUGUCAUUGGGAACAGGCUCUCCAAAAUAUGAAGAGAAGUAUGAUGCUAAUACAUCGUCCAAUUGGGGCGUUGUCGGGUGGCUAGCAAGUAGUGGAUCGACUCCAUUGAUAGAUGUAUUUACUCAAUCAAGUAGUGAUAUGGUCGACUAUCAUAUAUCUACUGUCUUCCAAGCCCUUCAUUCAGGAGAGAGUUACCUUCGAGUUCAGGAUGAUACUUUAAGCGGAGACAUGGCUUUAAUGGAUCUUACGACAAGAAAAAACUUGGAAGAUCUUGUGCAAGUUGGUAAAGAACUGUUGAAGAAACCUGUCUCGACGGUGAACUUAGGGACAGGAAUAUACGAACCUUUUCAUUGCACUACCAAUGAACAAGCUUUAGUAAGGUUUGCGAAAAUGCUAUCCGAUGAAAAGAUUACAAGAGAACGUAAAUUGCCGAGUAUUAAUAAUGGUCAAAAAAUGAAAAAUGGUUCACUUUCAAUGGGAAAACCAGUGCAUCUGAAUGCAGUUUCUCAAUCUUUCCCGGACUUGCAGCAACUUAAGUCCGGUUGA